AGCCGCGUUGGAUCCCUCGGGUUACUGCGAGCCUCCGGUGUAUAACCCGGACCUGUGCCCUAACAUGAUCGCCGCACAGGCAAAGCUCGUCUACCACCUGAACAAAUACUACAAUGAGAAGUGUCAGGCGCGCAAGGCGGCCAUCGCCAAGUCCAUCCGCGAAGUCUGCAAGGUGGUCUCGGAUGUCCUGAAAGAGGUCGAGGUGCAAGAACCGCGCUUUAUCAGCUCCCUCACUGAGCUUGAUAACCGGUUCGAGGGCCUCGAGGUGGUCUCUCCAACCGAGUUUGAGGUGGUCCUUUACCUCAAUCAGAUGGGCGUCUUUAAUUUCGUGGAUGACGGCUCACUGCCCGGCUGCGCCGUCUUAAAGCUCAGCGACGGCCGCAAGCGCAGCAUGUCUCUCUGGGUGGAGUUCAUUACAGCCUCAGGUUACCUGUCUGCGCGUAAGAUCCGCUCCCGUUUCCAGACCCUGGUGGCGCAAGCCGUGGACAAGUGCAGCUAUCGGGACUCGGUGAAAAUGGUGGCUGAUACGAGCGAGGUGAAGCUGCGCAUUCGAGACCGCUAUGUGGUGCAGAUCACCCCAGCGUUCAAGUGCACAGGCAUCUGGCCGCGCAGCGCAGCGCACUGGCCCCUACCUCACAUCCCAUGGCCCGGGCCAAACCGAGUAGCCGAGGUCAAGGCUGAAGGGUUCAACUUGCUCUCCAAGGAAUGCUACUCGCUCAACGGCAAGCAGAGCUCGGCCGAAAGCGACGCCUGGGUGCUACAGUUUGCCGAAGCCGAGAACCGCCUGCUGCUGGGCGGAUGCAGAAAAAAAUGCCUCUCGCUGCUCAAGACACUGCGCGACCGCCACCUCGAACUGCCCGGCCAGCCUCUCAACAACUACCACAUGAAGACUUUGGUUUCCUACGAGUGUGAAAAGCACCCACGGGAAUCAGACUGGGACGAGAACUGUCUGGGUGACCGACUGAACGGCAUCCUUCUGCAGCUCAUCUCGUGUUUGCAGUGCCGCCGGUGCCCGCACUACUUCUUGCCCAACCUUGACCAGUUCCAGGGCAAACCUCACUCGGCUUUGGAGAAUGCCGCCAAGCAGACUUGGAGACUCGCCAGGGAGAUCCUGACCAAUCCUAAAAGUCUGGAAAAGCUUUGAGGUAAAGCAGAGACCCGAGAAAUUAGAGCCACAUGUACUGCGCAAAAAGAAACUCAAAAGUCGGGUUUGGCAUGUUCAGGCCUGAGUGGACUGGACACAAAUAAUCCCUCACUGCUGGUAAAUCUAAUUCAACCUUCCAGUGAAA
This is a messenger RNA of Trichomycterus rosablanca, 1289 nucleotides long. RefSeq names its product mab-21-like 1 (gene mab21l1). The transcript has a single exon. Bases 65 to 1144 code for a protein of 359 amino acids. Lineage: Eukaryota; Metazoa; Chordata; Actinopteri; Siluriformes; Trichomycteridae. The record is from RefSeq and is a predicted model, not a curated record.